Messenger RNA from Gastrolobium bilobum, 3480 nucleotides. Its product is annotated as LRR receptor-like serine/threonine-protein kinase FLS2. The record is from RefSeq and is a predicted model, not a curated record. Gene Ontology annotation, molecular function: ATP binding; receptor serine/threonine kinase binding; protein kinase activity. The coding region runs from base 1 to 3480 and encodes 1159 amino acids. NCBI's taxonomy places the organism in Eukaryota, Viridiplantae, Streptophyta, Magnoliopsida, Fabales, Fabaceae. The transcript has 2 exons. Gene Ontology annotation, biological process: protein phosphorylation.
AUGUUAUCUCCAAAGUUUAGUUUGACUAUAGUCAUAGUCCUUUCAGUUGUAGCCACAGUUUCAAACGCAGAAACAAGCUUUGAAGUUGAAAUUGAAGCUUUGAAAGCUUUCAAGAACUCCAUCACCCAUGACCCAAAUGGAACACUUGCAAAUUGGGUUGACACCCACCAUCACUGCAACUGGUCUGGCAUUGCAUGUGGCCCAUCUUCAAAUCAUGUUAUUUCAAUUUCUCUUGUUGGUUUUCAGCUCCAAGGUGAGAUUACACCAUUCCUUGGAAACAUUUCAGGCCUUCAGGUUCUUGAUUUGACUUCAAACUCAUUUUCUGGGUACAUUCCUUCUCAGCUUGGUCUUUGCAUUCAACUUUCUCAGCUAAUUCUUGUUGAAAAUUCUCUCUCAGGACCAAUCCCUCCUGAAUUAGGAAACCUCAAAAGCCUUCAGUAUUUGGAUUUAGGUAAUAACUACUUGAAUGGAAGCCUCCCUGAUAGGAUAUUCAACUGCACUUCUUUGUUGGGUAUUGCUUUCAAUUCUAACAACCUCACUGGCACAAUCCCAUCAAACAUAGGGAAUCUAGUUAACCUUAUACAGAUUGUAGGGUUUGAGAAUAACCUUGUUGGGUCUAUACCUCUUUCCAUAGGUCAGUUGGGAGCUUUGCAGUCUCUUGAUUUUAGCCAAAACCAGUUAUCAGGUGUAAUACCUAGAGAGAUUGGAAAUCUGACCAAUUUAGAAUUACUAUUGUUGUUCCAAAAUUCCUUGACUGGGAAAAUCCCUUCUGAGCUUGGCCAGUGUAAGAAACUUUUAAAUCUAGAGUUAUAUGAUAAUCAGUUCAGUGGAAGUAUUCCUCCUGAGCUAGGAAAUUUAGUUCAAUUGGAGACAUUUAGGUUAUAUGGGAAUAACUUAAAUUCCACCAUUCCAUCUUCCAUAUUCAACUUGAAAUCAUUAACACAUUUAGAACUCUCACAGAAUUACUUAGAGGGAACAAUAUCUUCUGAGCUUGGAUCUUUGAGGUCCUUACAAGUUGUAACUCUUCAUUUAAAUAAGUUUACUGGGAAGAUCCCUUCAUCAGUAACAAACUUGACAAACUUGACAUAUCUGUCAAUGAGCCAGAAUCUCCUUUCAGGUGAACUUCCUUCAAACUUGGGUGUGCUUCAUAAUUUGAAGUUUCUUGUAUUGAACUCCAACCUCUUUCAUGGACCAAUUCCACCUAGUAUUACAAAUUGUACUAGUCUGGUAAAUGUAAGUUUAUCUUUUAAUGCUUUAACUGGGAAAGUUCCUGAGGGUUUUUCAAGGUUGCCUAAUCUUACUUUCCUGUCUCUUGCAUCCAACAAAAUGUCUGGGGAAAUCCCUGAUGACCUCUUCAACUGCUCAAAUCUUAGUACUCUAAGUUUGGCAGAGAACAACUUUAGUGGAUUGAUAAAAUCUGGUAUCAAGAACCUGUUCAAUCUCUUGCGUCUGCAGCUGAAUGUUAAUUCUUUCAUAGGACCAAUUCCACCAGAGAUUGGAAACUUGGAUCAACUCAUCACUUUGUCCCUUUCUGAUAAUAGUUUUUCGGGUCAAAUUCCGCCAGAACUGUCCAAACUUUCUCUCCUUCAGGGGCUAUACCUUCAUGAUAAUGUAUUAGAAGGAACAAUACCUGAUAAACUCUCUGAAUUAAAACGAUUAACUACGCUUGCACUGCAUCAAAACAAGUUAGUUGGUCAAAUACCAGAUUCUAUCUCAAAGCUUGAGAUGCUUUCGUACUUAGACCUCCAUGGCAACAUACUUAAUGGGUCUAUUCCAAGAAGCAUGGGGCAGCUAAAGCAGCUUUUAGUUUUGGAUCUCUCUUACAACCACCUCACUGGAUCAAUUCCAGGAGAUGUCAUUGCACACUUCAAAGACAUGCAGUUGUAUCUUAACCUUUCUUACAACCACUUGGUUGGAAGUGUUCCAACUGAGCUGGGCAUGUUGGAAAUGAUACAAGCCAUUGAUAUUUCAAACAAUAAUCUUUCAGGUUUCAUUCCCAAGACACUUUCUGGGUGCAGAAACCUGCUCAGUAUUGAUUUCUCAGGAAACAAUAUUUCAGGUCCUAUUCCUACAGAAGCUUUUAGUCACAUGGACUUGCUUCAAAGCUUAAACCUUUCAAGAAAUCAUUUAGAAGGUGAAAUCCCUGAAAUCUUGGCAGAGCUUGAGCAUCUUAGUUCUCUAGAUCUUUCUCAGAAUAACUUGAAGGGAACUAUUCCUGAGAGCUUUGCCAAUCUUUCAAGCCUAAUGCAUCUCAACCUUUCUUUCAAUCAACUUGAAGGUCGUGUACCUUUGACUGGAAUAUUUGCACGCAUCAAUGCAUCUAGCAUGAUGGGUAACCAGGCUCUUUGUGGAACAAAAUUCCUACAACCAUGUAGAGAGACUAAUCAUCAUUCACUAUCCAAGAAGAGUAUAUCUAUCAUUGCUGCGCUUGGAUCUCUUGCUAUAAUUCUACUUCUGGUGCUUGUGAUUUUAAUUCUCAGUGGAGGUCGCAAACUCUGCAAUUCUAAACAAAGUGAUAAUAGUGAGAAUUAUGAACCUGAGUACAGUUCAGCAUUGGCUCUUAAAAGAUUCAAUCCAAAGGAGUUAGAAAAUGCCACUGGAUUUUUCAGUGCAGACAAGAUCAUUGGUGCAAGUAGUUUGAGCACAGUUUUCAAGGGUCAAUUGGAAGAUGGCAACAUUGUAGCCAUAAAAAGAUUGAAUUUACACCAAUUGUCUGCAAAUGUUGACAAGAUCUUCAAGACAGAAGCCAGCACCUUGAGCCAGCUGAGACAUAGGAAUUUGGUUAAGGUACUUGGAUAUGCUUGGGAGACUGGGAAAAUGAAGGCUUUGGUUCUAGAGUACAUGGAGAAUGGGAAUUUGGAUAGCAUUAUACAUGACAAAGGGGGGGAUCAAUCAAGGUGGACAUUAUCUGAAAGACUCCGAGUUUUCAUUUCUAUUGCUAAUGGAUUGGAUUACUUGCACUCUGGUUAUGAUUUUCCCAUUGUACACUGUGAUUUAAAGCCUUCCAACAUCCUUUUAGAUAGAGACUGGGAAGCUCAUGUCAGUGAUUUUGGGACAGCACGAAUACUUGGUCUUCAUCUGCAGGAUGGUAGUACCCUUUCCUCAGCUUUGCAAGGAACAGUUGGCUAUUUGGCGCCAGAAUUUGCCUACAUGAGGAAAGUAACGACUAAAGCAGAUGUAUUCAGCUUUGGUAUCAUAGUAAUGGAGUUUCUAACUAAAAGAAGACCAACAGGGCUCUCGGAAGAGGAUGGCUUGCCAAUCAGUUUGCAUGAAGUAGUGGCAAAAGCCCUUGCAAAUGGAAUGGAACAGCUUGUUAAUAUAGUGGACCCUAUGUUGACCUGGAAUGUCAGAGAAAACUAUGUGGAAGUAUUGGCAGAGCUCUUUAAGCUAUCCUUGGGCUGCACCCUUCCUGAUCCUGAAGAUCGACCUAAUAUGAAUGUGGUGUUAUCUGCUCUUAUGAAGCUUGAAACAGCAACAUAG